GCUGGUAAGGAUAUGAACGGUGGUAGGUUCGGACUGCGCUUCGGAACCCUCAAAACCCCUUCCCACACACACAGACACACAGUUGUAAGUCUGUAUAGCCGUUAAACUUUCGCUCUUCAAAUUCCCUCUCUUUAGGUGCUCCUCCCUUGCGGUUGAUUCUGCUAGGGUUUUAGCUGCUGGUAAUGGGGAGCAGAGUUCCGGUGGAGCACUACAAUUUGACAUCCGCCGCCGCCAAUUCGUACAUAGGGACUUCCUUGCACGACCUCAAUUCCGGCGACGACGUCACUGACCCCGCCGCGGAUGACGUCACCGACGAUAACGACGAUAGGUCCUCUGCUGUCGUCAGUGACUGCAUGCAUGAGUCUUACCAGAGCUCUUUACCACUUCACAGCAUGGGUGUGGAGGAUGACAGGAGCAGUCUUGAAAACAAUGGGUCUUCGAGCGGUCCAUACUCUAUUUUGACAAUUGAUGAUGUUUCGCCAAUUGAAACAGCUAGGGCAAGAUUUUUGGACAUCAUUGUGGAUCAUUUUAUCGAGCCACAUGUGAUUGAAAUGUCAGAUUAUGAGACUGAUUACAUUGUACAACCAUCCUCCCAAGAUAACAUAAGCAAGAGGAAGUCCAGAGAGAUCCGAUAUGAAGGCGAUUCACGCUAUGCUUUGCCCUUAAUGUAUGUAGCUAACAUGUAUGAAACAUUAGUUAAUGAAGUUAACAUGAGAUUAUCGUCAAUGAGUGGCAUGCGUGAAAAGACUAUUGGUGUGGCCCUUGAAGCAGCUGGUGGAUUGUAUAGAAAGCUUGCGAAGAAAUUUCCGAGGAAAGGUCCUUGCACAUUUAAGAGACGGGAGCUAGCAACUUCUUUUGAAACAAGAUCAAGGUUCCCUGAGUUAGUGAUACAGGAGGAGAAGCGUGUUCGUUUUGUGGUGGUAAAUGGCUUAGCUAUCAUUGAAAAACCAACAAAAAUUGGUAUAGAUGAUGCUGAGUGGUUUAAAAGAUUGACCGGACGGAGUGAAGUUGCUGUUUCUGCAAGAGACUACAAGUUUUAUGCUCCAAGACACAAGUAUAGGCGGGUUAUAUCAAACUCCAUUUCUAACAUACCUGGUUUGCCUGCAUUCCCUAGUCCAGAAAAUUCGUCUUCAAUGGCUACUUCUCAAGGCUAUCGCCCACCAAAUGAAAAUACUGAGCAGACUCCACCAAAACAACAUAUGCAAACACUGGCACAUCAGCCUCAGUUCCAUCCGAUACAUCAGGGUCAUCAUCAUAUCAAUCAAAGUCCACAUGCAACUCACUUUAUGCACAAUCAACAGUGUGUUCCUCCACCUCAAAUCCCUGAAAUUCCUCACAACCAGCAACCCUCUGCCAUCGCCCAACAUAUAGCUUGUCUACAAUCUCUUGGUCAUGUUGGAGGGCGUCUGCAUGUGAUGCCAACAAGUCCAGCAAAGUUCUGUGAUGAAUGCGGAGUUCCUUACCUGAGGGAAACCUCGAAGUUCUGCUCAGAAUGCGGUACCAAGAGGUUAGGAACCUGACCAUGUACUCUUCCCAUGUUGUAUAUUAACUCUCUUUUCUCAGUGUAAAUACAUGUACCUGUUAUUGCUGUGAUACUCCUUUUGGCAGUCUUUUUUUUCUGGGGGCUCUCUCCCAAAAUAGGUGUUUUAUAGAAUGUUGUUUUGACCAAAGAAUGGAUAACUUCAUCAGCUUU
Sesamum indicum (sesame) is the source of this 1693-nucleotide messenger RNA. RefSeq names its product PPR containing protein. The record is from RefSeq and is a predicted model, not a curated record. NCBI's taxonomy places the organism in Eukaryota, Viridiplantae, Streptophyta, Magnoliopsida, Lamiales, Pedaliaceae.